Messenger RNA from Alosa alosa (allis shad), 1422 nucleotides. It is a transcript of the gene slc25a28, whose product is annotated as solute carrier family 25 member 28. Gene Ontology annotation, molecular function: ferrous iron transmembrane transporter activity. Gene Ontology annotation, biological process: iron import into the mitochondrion. The record is from RefSeq and is a predicted model, not a curated record. NCBI's taxonomy places the organism in Eukaryota, Metazoa, Chordata, Actinopteri, Clupeiformes, Clupeidae. Gene Ontology annotation, cellular component: mitochondrial membrane. The transcript is spliced from 4 exons. The coding region runs from base 202 to 1422 and encodes 406 amino acids.
GUGUCUCGUGUCCCACUGCGGCCUUCCGUCUCGAGCGCGGAGCGUGGAAGUCGUUCCCUCCCGGUUACUGGAGGCGGGAGAGGAGAGGAAUUAAAUCGUAAACAACCGGUGUUGUAAUGACACCGCUAAAUCAGACCUAAAACAAACUAAUUCGGCCCGCCAUUUCGCUAUCUGCCAGAAAGACUGUUAAUCUGGUGCCUAAUGGAAGCAGAUGGGUUCGUGAGAAGACGGCGGAUGACAGCAGAGCCAGGAGGCGGGGAACCCGGUGUAGCGGGAGCUUCAGCCGAGGCGGAGAUCCGAUGGCUCGGCAGCAGGUUCCUGGGGGUUUCCGAGGGCUUUGUUGGAAGUUUGUCACCGCGGAUAGGAGGCGAAAGUGAGAUACAGACUGUGCAGAUCCAUGGAUCCACUGACAGCGUGGACUCUUCGGAACCGGACUAUGAGGGGUUGCCCCAGAGCGCGUCCACCAGCACCCACAUGUUAGCGGGGUCUGUGGCAGGAAUUAUGGAACACUGCUUGAUGUUUCCCAUAGACUGUGUGAAGACGCGCAUGCAGAGUCUGCAGCCUGAGCCGGCAGCACGCUAUCGGAACGUUCUGGAGGCGCUGGGGCGGAUCGUGCGGACGGAGGGGGUGUGGCGGCCGAUGCGAGGCCUCAACGCCACGGCGAUAGGGGCGGGGCCUGCGCAUGCCCUCUACUUUGCCUGCUACGAGAAACUCAAGAAAAGUCUGAGUGAUGUCAUCCACCCUGGAGCCAACAGCCACCUCGCCAAUGGAGCAGCAGGAUGUGUAGCCACAUUGCUUCACGAUGCGGUCAUGAACCCGGCUGAAGUGGUGAAGCAGCGCAUGCAGAUGUACAACUCCCCGUACCGGGGCGUGAGCGAGUGUGUGCGCGCGGUGUGGCAUCGUGAGGGCGCCAGCGCCUUCUACCGCAGCUACCCGACGCAGCUGACCAUGAACGUGCCGUUCCAGGCGCUGCACUUUGUGGCGUACGAGUGGCUGCAGGAGCGCCUCAACCCCCACAGACUCUACCACCCGGGCUCGCACAUGCUCAGUGGCGCCCUCGCCGGGGCGCUCGCGGCCGCCGCAACCACGCCGCUCGACGUCUGCAAGACCCUGCUCAACACGCAGGAGGCCGUGGUGCUGGGCGCCGCUCACACACACACGCACACGCACACACACACACACAUCUCUGGCCUGGCGCAGGCCUUCCGCACCGUCUACCGGCUGGGAGGGCCGUCGGCCUACUUCAAGGGCGUCCAGGCGCGGGUCAUCUACCAGAUGCCGUCCACCGCCAUCAGCUGGUCCGGUCUGAGUUCUUCUGGCAUGCAUCACCAAGCCAGCAGGAUAAGCGCCCGUGGCAACCAGCUAGGAGAUAUUAGCUUCCGCCCUGCGGAGCCUGAGCUCGUCUCAACUCUCUCCCUCUGA